Molecule: messenger RNA, 1020 nt
Organism: Neoarthrinium moseri
Lineage: Eukaryota; Fungi; Ascomycota; Sordariomycetes; Amphisphaeriales; Apiosporaceae
Exons: 2
Coding region: 1-1020 (339 amino acids)
Molecular function (GO): N-carbamoylputrescine amidase activity
Source: RefSeq, a predicted model, not a curated record
AUGUCGGGGUUAGGCGGCCUCAAUAAAACCCCAGGGGGCAUAGUCAUCUCCGUGGUACAGUCCCAAUUACUCACCGUCAGGACGCCCGAGGACCUUGCCAAGGCCGUCGCCCAUGUUGUGUCUCUGGUGUCGCGCACCAAGCGCGCCUACCCGGCGACGGACCUGGUGGUCUUCCCGGAAUACUGCAUCCACGGCCUCUCCAUGUUGACCGAUGCAUCCAUAAUGUGCACGAUGGACGGCCCGGAGGUCGCAGCCUUGAAGGACAUCUGCCGCGCCGAGAAGAUCUGGGGCUGCUUCAGCAUCAUGGAGAAGAACGAGCUCGACCCGGACCAUCCCUGGGACGUCGGCAUUGUCAUCAACGACCAGGGCGAGCUGGCCAACUACUACCGCAAGAUGCACCCCUGGGUCCCUAUCGAGCCGUGGUACCCGGGCAACCAGGGGCUCCCCGUCUUUGAGGGCCCGGGCGGGGUCAAGAUGAGCCUGAUCGUGUGCCACGACGGCAUGCUCCCGGAGAUGGCGCGCGAGGCGGCGUACAAGGGCGCCGAGGUGCUGCUGCGCACGGCGGGCUACACGCCGCCGAUCCGGGAGUCGUGGGAGCUGACGAACCGCACCAACGCCUUCGCCAACCUCAUGUACACGGCCAGCGUGUGCCUGGCGGGGACCGACGGCACGCUCGAGAGCAUGGGCAACGCCAUGUUCUGCGGGCCCGAGGGCGACAUUCUGGUCCAGGGCAGCAACUCGGUCGACGAGAUCUUCGCCUGCGAGAUCCGCCCCGACGAGGUCCGCCGCCGCCGUCGACACUGGUCUGUCGAGAACAAUCUCUACCAGUUCGGCCACCGUGGCUAUGUCGCCGUUCAGGGCGGCGCCAGUGAUUGUCCCUAUACCUAUAUGCAGGACUUGGUCAAGGGCCAGUGGAAAACGGCCGAGGACGAUGAAGUUACAGUUAAGGAUGGGACGAGUAUAGGCUAUGCUCCACCAACACAUAAGUUUGGGGAAGCGGGUCCUGAAACGAGAAACUAG